Messenger RNA from Coregonus sp. 'balchen', 7793 nucleotides. NCBI's taxonomy places the organism in Eukaryota, Metazoa, Chordata, Actinopteri, Salmoniformes, Salmonidae. The record is from the annotation of a GenBank genome assembly.
GGUGAGAUAAUGGCCCAUGGACGUCUGCUAGCGUUAACACUGUUCUUGGGAGCAGUACUGUUGCUAGCCGCCCAGCUAACUGUUGCUCAUAGCCACUCUCAUGACCAUGGGCAUGCACACGAACACCAUGGUCAUGCACACGACCACCAUGGGCAUGCCCACUCGCACGGGGGCGGAGGUUGCGAUGGUCAUUCCCAUGGCGGUCAGAAACUGCACCAGGGGGCGAGCAAGUGGAGUGCUGAGGCCAACCUGCCCCCAGCAAAGGAGUCGCAUCACGGUCACGCACAUGACCAUGGGCAUGAGCACAAGGAGGAGAGUGGACACGGGCACACCCACGGAGGGGAGAGGGUGAAGAGGGAGGCAGAGGUCGAGAAGAGGGACAUAGUGGAGCUCUGGAUUCAGGUAUGGUCAGUGGAGACCUUGGAGCCAUAAAUGAAGGGACAUGAAUGUGUUAUUGUGGAUAUUUGAUACAUGAUUUUUGUCCAGAUCAUGUGCUACAUUUAGAUGUCCAUUAGUGGUCAUGGCCUACCUUCAAUCAAAUCAUAUGCAAAAUGUAAUAUCUUUGUCUGUCGGUAUACCUCCUGUUCAUUCAAACAACUUCUUGACUUUCCUCCUAAGUCCCUGUGCAAACAUAGGCUACCUAUCCCUGUGCAAACAUAGACUACCUAUCACUUUUCAACAAACAUUUCCCUUUGCCAGUGAGCCUGUUGCUAAGUUUGGUGUAGAGUUCUAUUGACUAACUUGGCUUUGACAACUGGACCAGACAACCUGUCAAUAACCAGUGUACUGUCAAUAACGUUCUGUCGGUUUUGACUGCAGUCGAAAUGCGUCUCUGUUAUAAAGUUGAUUUUUAUUUGCCAUGUUCAACAGGAUUAGGUUUGUUCGACACUAUUUUACCAUUAUUUAAAUGUGCUGGUCAGCACUACUCAGCAGGUCAACUAAUUAGGUACAGUCAAUUGAAAUGAAUUGGACCUGAAUUGGAAUGUAUUUAUUUGGCAUUCAAUUAUUGAAAGGAUUGGAAUCUAAGUACGUUUGUAGACAGGGAAUAUUUGUAAUUUUUUUUUUGUCAUUUAGCAGACGCUCUUAUCCAGAGCGACUUACAGGAGCAAUUAGGGUUAAGUGCCUUGCUCAAGGGCACAUCGACAGAUUUUUCACCUAGUCAGCUCAGGGAUUAGAACCAGCGACCUUUCGGUUACUGGCACAACGCUCUUACCCACUAAGCUACCUGCCGCCCGGCUACCUGCCGGAAUAGCCUUUCCUUAUUUGAUGAAGUCGAUUAGAUUGGUUUGAUACCCUUGGAACUCAACACAGCCAUCCUUAUCAAGUGUGAUAUUAUUUUACCACACACACAAGCACGCAUGCUCACACACUUUUACAAAUAGCCUCUUAUGACCUCUGUCUGUUUUUUCUCUCCUAUUCUUACCGUUAGGCCAUCGGUGCCACUCUGCUGAUCAGUGCAGCUCCCUUCCUCAUCCUCUUCCUGAUCCCGGUCCAGUCCAAUACAGACCAGCACCAGAACCUCCUGAAGGUGCUGCUAAGCUUCGCCUCUGGUGGCCUGCUGGGAGACGCCUUCCUGCACCUCAUCCCUCACGCCCUGGGUUAGAGACAGUAUCACACAAUUACUUGAAGUGAAGGGAGGGCAUGCCACACCUUUUCCCCUAAACUAUUGUUGUUACGGUAGAUUUCUUAAUUAAGUGAAAAUAAUUGAUUGCCUAACUAGUUUAUUGAAUGUUUUUGGUUAUGAUUCUGGGAUUUCAUCUUUGCACAGAAUAAUCAGUGAAGAAAGUGUUACCUCUAAAAUGAGCAAAAAAAAACAUAUGUAUUGGUUUGUAGUUAAAAUGAUGUUGUCAUGCCUGUCUGAUAUCCAUUGUCUGUUUCUUUAUUUUUUUAUUUCUCAUUAUCUCUCUCAUUCUCUCUCUUGCUUGUUUUCACAGAGCCUCACUCUCACCAUGGAGACGAGGGACAUGGCCACUCACAUGACAGUGAAGAAUCACAGGAUCAUGGCCACUCACAUGGUAUAUCUCCAUCAUGAUCUCUACAUUUACAAUCACCAUCAUACUAUCCAGCUUAUCCAUUAUAUACCAGUAUUUUCAAUGCUUUAAGAAAUCUAACAUUCAAAUUAAAAAUGGCAAUGACUCAAUCUCGUCUACUGCCCCCAUUUUGGCAAACAGCAUGUCCCUGACGGUGCUCUUUAUCACACCUGUAGGUGCCGCCCAUGGUCACAUGAUGUCAGUAGGGCUGUGGGUCCUCGGUGGAAUUGUGGCCUUCCUGGUGGUGGAGAAAUUUGUUCGCCUCCUGAAGGAAGGACAUGGACAUGGACACUCCCACUCUCACGGUAGGUCUUCAAUUUUAAUUUGAGUUUGUAGUGCGGGGAAAAACAGAAGGCCAAUUUUAAUUGCCUUGAAAUGAUCCCUCUGUAUGCAAUGCAUUUUUUUGCCUGUUGACCACUUACAGUGCGUUCGGAAAGUAUUCAGACCCCUUGACUUUUUCCACAUGUUGUUACGUUACAGCCUUAUUCUAAAAUUGAUUAAAUUGUUUUUCCCCCUCAUCAAUCUAGACACAAUACCCCAUAAUGACAAAGCAAUACCCCAUAAUGAGACCCCCCCCCCCCCCCGGAAAUAUCACAUUUACAUAAAUAUUCAGACCCUUUACUCAGUACUUUGUUGAAGCACCUUUUGCAGCGAUUACAGCCUCGAGUCUUCUUGGGUAUGACGCUACAAGCUUGCCACACCUGUAUUUGGGGAGUUUCUCCCAUUCUUCUCUGCAGAUCGUCUCUAGCUCUGUCAGGUUGGAUGGGGAGCGUCAGUGCACAGCUAUUUUCAGGUCUCUCUUCAGAGAUGUUAGAUUGGGUUCAAGUCUGAGCUCUGGCUGGGCCACUCAAGGACAUUCAGGGACCUGUCCCGAAGCCACUCCUGCAUUGUCUUGGCUGUGUGCUUAGGGUUGUUGUCCUGUUGGAAGGUGAACCUUCGCCCCAGUCUGAGGUCCUGAGCGUUCUGGAGCAGGUUUUCAUCAAAGAGCUCUCUGUACUUUGCUCCGUUCAUCUUUCCUUUGGUCCUGACUAGUCAGUCUCCCAGUCCCCGCCGCUGAAAAACAUCCCCACAGCAUGAUGCUGCCACCACCGUGCUUCACCGUAGGGAUGGUGCCAGGUUUCCUCCAGACGUGACGCUUGGCAUUCAGGCCAAAGAGUUCAAUCUUGGUUUCAUCAGACCAGAGAAUCUUGUUUCUCAUGGUCUGAGAGUCUUUAGGUGCCUUUUGGCAAACUCCAAGCAGGCUGUAAUGUGCCUUUUACUGAGGAGUGGCUUCCGUCUGGCCACUCUACCAUAAAGGCCUGAUUGGUGGAGUGCUGCAGAGAUGGUUGUCUUUCUGGAAGGUUCUCCAAUCUCCACAAAGGAACUCUGGAGCUCUGUCAGAGUGACCAUUGGGUUCUUGGUCACCUCCCUGACCGAGGCCCUUCUCCCCCGAUUGUUUAGUUUGGCCGGGUUGCCAGUUCUAGGAAGAGUCUUGGUGGUUCCAAACUUCUUCCAUUUAAGAAUGAUUGAGGCCACUGUGUUCUUGGGAACCUUCAAUGCUGCAGAAAGAUAUGUGCCUCGACACAAUCCUAUUACGGAGCUCUAUGGAAAAUUCCUUCAACCUCAUGGCUUGGUUUCUGCUCUGACAUGCACUGUCAACUGUGGGACCUUAAAUAGACAGGUGUGUGCCUUUCCAAAUCAUGUCCAAUCAAUUGAAUUUACCACAGGUGGACUCCAAGUUUUAGAAACAUUUCAAGGAUGUUCAAUGGAAACAGGAUGCACCUGAGCAAAAUUAAAUGUCUCAUUGCGAAGGGUCUGAAUACUUAUGUAAAUAAGCUAUUUCUGAUUUUUAUUAUUAAUAAUAAUAAAUAAAUAAAAAUGAUAACCUGUAUUCACUUUGUCAUUAUGGGGUAUUUUUUGUAGAUUGAUGAGGAAAAUUGUUUAAUUUAAUACAUUUUAGAAUAAGGCUGUAACGUAACAAAAUGUGGGAAAAGUCAAGGGGUCUGAAUACUUUCCGAAUGCACUGUAUGUAUGCAUUGCAUGUGGUCCCGUGUAGCUCAGUUGGUAGAGCAUGGCGCUUGCAACGCCAGGGUUGUGGGUUCGAUUCCCACGGGGGGCCAGUAUGAAAAAAUGUAUGCACUAACUGUAAGUCGCUCUGGAUAAGAGCGUCUGCUAAAUGACUAAAAUGUAAAAUGUAUUGUUAUGGAAUAGGUUGGGUAGUUAAAUUGACAUUUUUGUCAUUUAGCAGAUGCUCUUAUCCAGAGGGAUUUACAGGACCAAUUAGGGUUGUGCCAUGCUCAAGGGCAUGUCAACAGAUUUUUGACCUAGUCUGCUCAGGGAUUAGAACCAUCGCUGGUUCUAAUCCCUGAGCAGACUAGGUCAAAAAUCUGUUGGUUACUGACCCAACGCUCUUAGUUUAGGGCUUAGGAGCAUAAUUACACUACACUACAACUUCCACACUCCAUCCCCAGGGGGCAGCAGUUGGUUGGUCAGAUGCUCUGCCAAAAAGUAUUGUGAAGCCUUGAUAAGCACACAGGUGUGAGCAAUUAGGAUCUGCAAUCAGUGAGAUGUUUUUUUGUUGUCAUCUUUAGUUUUGGUGCAGGCCUUUUCGUACUUUCGUUUUUGUAUAUAUUUAUUUUGUCACUGAACAAAUGAUAAUCUCCUUGGGCUGGCCGACUCAGGUGUCAGGAUUGAGCAGGCCCUGGAACCAGGUAAAGUGGCUGUCUCUUGGGCACAUGCAUGCAACAUGGUCCACAUACUCUGUCCUCUCUCAUAAAUUCACACCGUAAAACAGGUUACAGACCAUUUAGACCCCUAGACCUAGCGAAUGUAGCCAAAUCAUUAGGCUAGCUAGCUGGGUUUGUAACACGAUCUCUGGGUCCAUUUAUGAGAUUUUCCUCUUGUCGAGAGUGACUGUAUGGUUGGGUGAUUUGAUGCUACUCUUCUACUUUUGGUAUGAGGCAGUAUCAGUACACCAAAGAGUUGUGCACAACAUUCUUAUUUUUUAGCCUAUUUUCUGGUCUCCUAUUUUCAGCUGCUCCUAAGGAAAAGGACAGUGACAGGGAGGAAGAAAAGGAGGAGGGUGAGAAAGAUGAGAAGACUCCAAAAGAAGUGGAGGAGAAAACUAGAGGUAAGAGUUGACUAAUUGCCACUUAAUUUCUUAGUGGGCAGUUUGCCUUUACUGAAAUGGCUGUUUUUAAAAAUCUCUAAACCAAUUUAGCUCCAAGGGAAUAUUCACUUUAUACCAGCCUCCCAUCAAGCCUGUUUCUCUGUUAUUGCAUGUAAGUGUUGCAAUUAUUGUCCUUCUCCCUUCUCAAUAUUAAAGCAGGGCAAACCCGUUUUGGUGAGUUCUGGUACAUCAAAAUAAAUCAAACACGUUUUUGGACUCAUUCAGCAGUUUUUACCUGAUUUAUAUACAAUACCAUUGGAAAUGUAUGUUGAAUGUUCAAUAUAUAUUCCUAAAAAUGUAAGUUGAAAAUUAAGCUGUCGCUGUUUCCUGUUGACAAGACAUUUUGAUAAAUAUCCCAAUGUGAAAACAGUUUUAAUGUGUCCAAAUCAAUAACCAAUAUGCAGAAACAGUUCCUGAUAUAUUGUAAACCUAAACAUAAAAUGUACUAUCUACACAUACAUGUGCAAGAAUAGUAAUCAGAUUACUUGUAUUUUUUUUUAAACAAGCACCUUAUAAACUGCACACACACCAAAUCGAUAGAUCACUCAUAUCUAUUGUUGAAACUACCACAACUCAAAAACCACAUGAAGACUGGAGAUAUUUUUUCAUCACUGGUUAGAGGACAACCUGCAGAAGGAAUUUUCGUAUUUUGAUACGGGGGUCACCAACAGAAAUAGAAACGCAGCGCUGUUUUGUCAAUCACUCAUGUAUCGAUUAUCACGUUGAAAUCAAUUCCGCGUGAAGGGGGAGAAGAGGUUGCACAUCCUCUUUUAAAAGUAGCAAACUGUGGGGCGCGGGGUCGGCAGGGGAGGCGCCCCACAGGAACUCAGUCCGGCUUUAAACUUACUCUUGAAAGUUGUAAUAGUAGAAUGCGCAAGGUGCAAUUUCGAAAUUGGGUAGCGCAUCGUAAAUUGUCAUGUUAGUCAUUGCAUACUUUAGAGAGCUAUUUAUAGCUAGUCAGAAAUGUCCAGAUCAACUAGCCCAUGUCAGCUGUUUUUUUUAUUUAGUUUUUUAUAGCCCAUAGAUAUUGUUGUAAUUUGUCACUCAAAUAUCACAUUAAACAUGGCAAAAUGUAUAGAAUUGCAAGAAACUUUGCUUUAAAACUGCAACAUUUUCUUUGCACCCCAAGACAAAAUGUGUAGAUUUGCAGGGAAUAAGCUUUAAACCUGCAAAAUUAUCUCCACCAACAAGAGGGGUGUGAACAGUUUGUGUCAUGAACAGUGCUUGUGCCCAUAGAAAUAGACGUGGCAUGUGCACGCGCAUGCAGGGGGGGGGGGGGGCGCGGGACGUUCCCCAAUGCGCGGGACGUUCCCCAAUGCGCGGGAUGUUCCCCAAUACAUAUAUUUCUUCGUACUUUAAACAUGGAGAGAGUUAACAAAUGCGUCUAAGCACUGUUUAACCAGGUGCUCUAGACUAAAGUUCUUAGGGUCUGUGCAGCAGGCUGAACGUUUGACGUCCCUAUCAAUAUAGAUAUCAAGGUAUCGGGCUACCUGAACCUGGCUGCUGACUUCACACACAAUUUCACUGACGGGCUGGCCAUCGGAGCAUCGUUCCUGGUGGGCCCAGCAGUAGGCACAGUCACCACUCUCACCAUCCUACUGCACGAGGUGCCCCACGAGAUUGGCGACUUUGCCAUCCUGGUCCAGUCUGGCUGCACCAAGAAGAAGGUAAUGCACAAGCUUCAGCUUUUCAUAACAAUUGAUGUUACACAUACUGAUGUCACACAGGAAAUGAAAAUGUGCUUGAAUGUGUACUGAAACAUGCUUGGUACAAGUUGUCUGUCAUGACUACAACACAACGCCUAUUCACACAUGGUGGCAGCCGUAGGAUUAGUCGGUCUUUUCUGUUUGAACAGCCUGUAUGAGAGAGUCUCUGUAGGUAGAGAUGUCCAUUGACAACUUCCUCUUUCCCAUCAGGCCAUGUGUCUACAGCUGCUGACAGCUUUGGGGGCUCUUGCCGGCACAGCCUGCUCCCUAUUGGCUGAGGGGGUGGGCGCGGCUGCCACAGCCUGGAUCUUGCCAUUCACCGCGGGUGGCUUUGUGUACAUCGCCACGGUGACGGUCCUGCCUGAGCUGCUGGUUGGGCGCUCCAGUCUGGGCCAAUCGGUGAUGGAGAUCCUGGCGAUGCUGGUUGGAAUUUACAUGAUGGUGCUAAUCGCCGAGUACGAGUGAGACAUCGAGCCAUCAAUAAGAGGGUGGUAGUGAUUUGAGGAAGGAGAGGGAGGUAUUUGGAGAGGGGAGGAGGAGAGACUGAACCAGAGAGAUGGAUUUUGAUGAUUGUUAUGAUUGGAAGGAAACAGUCUGAUAAAGAGCUGAGAAGUGACCGACAGAACUUUCACAGAACUGGACUAUUUGUUCCAAAGAGGACCUGAAUAGGGAGUAGCAUUUCAACACCAACCAACUGGAGGAUGAUGACCAAGAAGAUCUGAACUGUACAAAGUCCUCAUCAGCAGGACUGUCACCAUGUCUAAGUCAGAUAGGUCAUCAAACUGAGACUUAGGCAAGCAAGGCAGAUGACUCGGGAGUUGUAAUCCAUUCCCUUUUUGGUAACAAAAAGGCAACCCAAAACAAUAGACGUUUAAGUUGCUGUUUACUAUUGAAUCUGUCCAUUAGUUA